GCCUCCAUUUGGCGCAAGAGUGAAAUUACGAAACACCCCGUCUUUCAUUCUUUCUUCGCUCAUAUCGAGCCGCUCCAAACCUGGACACGGACCAGGGCUCCGUUUCUCUGAGCCAAUCGUUCCCGGGUGGGCGUGUCCCCCCCCCCACCCCACCCGGCUGGAGUAAAUAGAGCGGCGGCGCGGCGGCGGCGCGGACGCAGAUGACAGUUGCGCGAGAUCCACAGCGGCUGCCGCUUCCUCUGCGCCACAACGCACGGCAGUGACGGAUGACAGCGUGGUCCCGGUCCCGGUCCAGAUCUGCUCUUCUCCCGAGCCCGCACUUUUGAAAAAGGCGACAGGACGGCUCUUCCGUUUGGCAGACUUCCUACAGGUGGCUUUGGUCCCCUCCCACUUUGAAGUUGUCCCUCCCCGGUCCAAGAACCCCUCUGGAGCGCGCCUGGAUGCCGAGACUAAGGAAACCUUUGAAGAUCUUGGUGGGAAGUCAGUCAAGUUUUGGACAGUGUGAGAUGAAGACAUGUGUUAUGUUCCUGGUAGCUCUGCUGCUGCCAAGUAUUCAGGCAGUUUGCCCGGAUAAGGAGCCGGGACUGCAGCCAUGGAACCCAGGCCACAGCGAAGACCACCGCGUCACCAUCGGCUACGGCAGGAAGGUCCUCCUCACUUCUUCAGCCACCGUCCACUCCAUUGAAAUCCACAGGGGAGGAAAGCUUGUGAUUGGUGAUACAAACCGGUCCAUCCUGCUGCGUGCAAAACAUAUCCACAUUGGGAACAAGGGAGAGCUGCACAUCGGGAGCCGAGAUUGCCCUUACAAAGGCAACCUCACCAUUUCUUUAUUUGGCAGAUCUAAUGACACUGACACGGAGCACGGCUAUUUUGGACGGAAGUUUAUCGGCGUGGGGACGGGGGGGACCCUGGAGAUCCAUGGAGAGAAGAAGCUGUCUUGGACCUUCCUCAACAAGACCCUCCACCCUGGGGAGAGUAAUGAGAACAUCUACCUGUUCCAGAGGGGCUGGGGCAACCGGGGCAUCAUCGUCCACGUCAUCGACCCCAAGACUGGGAAGGUGCUCCACAAUGACAGAUUCGACACAUACCGUAGUAAGGACGAGAGUCGUCGCCUGGCCCAGUAUGUGGAUGCGGUGGAGCCGGGGCUCAUCUUGGCCCUGGUGGUCAAUGACGAGGGCUCCAACAACCUGGAGGACACAGCCAAGAAGAGCCUGUCCGAGCUGGGCAGUCAGCACAUUGACCGGCUGGGAUUUCGGCACCCCUGGACUUUCACUGUGGUGAAGGGCAACACGUCCUCUGCUGUGGAGGACCACGCGGUCUAUCAAGGCACCAAGGCUUCCUCUGAGGCCCGAAGCUCUCACUCCUUUCAGUCAGGAUAUGGGCAACGUUUCACUGUUACUACCAGCAGCCAGUGGGUGCAAGAGGCAGAGUGGACAGAAUGGUUUGACAGGGACAACGAGAAGGGAUCUGGAGACUGGGAGAAACUGGCAGAGCUGCACAAGGCCUACAGUGACCGCCUCUGUAGCGCUCCACUCGACAUCCAGGCCGAGACCCUCGAUGGAGUCCCGUCCAACCUGACCGGGGACGUGAUCCACAGGAACGAUAAGACCUACGGCUUCGUCUGCCUCAACAAGGACCAGCUCCAUGGACUCUGCCACAACUACAGAGUCCGCUUCCUGUGUGGCAAACUGGUGCGCCCGCAGGCCUCCGUCUCCAUCGACGUGCUGUCCAACAGCAGCAUCCUGGAGCUGGCUGACCAAGCUGAGGGCUGGGGGCCCGGGGACCGGGUGGUGGUGGCCAGCACUGACUACUCCAUGCACCAGACGGAGGAGUUCACCCUUCUGCCCUGCCCCAUCUGCUCACCCAGCCAGGUGAAAGUUCAAGGUAAAGCGGAGUUCAUCCACAUAGGCGAGGAGGUGGAUGGCGUGGACAUGAGAGCGGAGGUGGGUCUGCUGAGUCGUAACAUCCUGCUGCGGGGUGAGAUGGAGCCGAGCUGCUACGACAACGAAGCCUGCAGGUUCUUUGACUUCGACACCUUCGGUGGACACGUGAAGGUGGAGCGGGGCUUCAGGGCGGUGCAUAUGUCCGGGGUGGAGCUCCAGCACAUGGGCCAGCAGUCGAUGGGCCACUACCCGGUCCAUUUCCACGUAAACGGAGAUGUGGACGAGCGGGGCGGCUACAACCCUCCCACUUACAUCAGCGAUCUAUCCAUCCACCAUUCCUUCUCCCGCUGUGUCACCAUCCACGGAUCGAACGGGCUCCUGGUCAAGGACGUGGUCGGCUAUAACGUGCUGGGCCACUGCUUCUUCACGGAGGACGGCCCCGAGGAGAGGAACACCUUCGACCACUGUCUGGGCCUGAUGGUCCGAGCCGGGACCCUGCUGCCCUCAGACCGAGACAGCAAGAUGUGUCGUGACAUCACCGAAGGAACCUACCCCGGAUACGUUCCCAACCCGCGCCAGGACUGCAGUGCAACCUCCACGUUCUGGAUUGCCAACCCCAACAACAACCUCAUCAACUGUGCAGCUGCAGGGUCAGAGGAAACGGGUUUCUGGUUCAUUUUCCACCAUGUGCCGACAGGUCCGUCUGAGGGCAUGUAUGCCCCGGGGCGCACCGAGCACACACCUAUGGGCCAGUUCAUCAACAACAGAGCCCACUCCAACUACAGGGCUGGAAUGAUCCUUGACAAUGGCGUAAAAACCACCAAGGCAAAUGACAAGGACAAGAGACCCUUCCUCUCUCUGGUGGGAGCCAGGUAUGGCCCCCACCAAGAUGCAGACCCCUUCAAGCCCAGAGUUCCUGCUCUCAUCCACCAUUUUGUAGCCUAUAAGAACCAGGACCACGGUGCCUGGCUGAGAGGAGGUGAUGUUUGGCUGGAUGACUGCCAGUUUGCUGAUAACGGCAUUGGCCUGACUCUGGCGAGUGGGGGGACAUUUCCAGAUGAUGAUGGGUCUCGUCAGGAGGUGAAGAAUUCCCUCUUUGUGGGGGAGAGUGACAACCGAGGGAUGCCCGUCCCCGAUAACCGCAUCUGGGGACCCGGCGGAGCGGACUUCAACACAAGGACCCUGCCCCGUGGCAUUGAUUUCCCAAUUCGCGGCAUGCAGAUAUAUGACGGUCCCAUAAACGUGAAGAACUGUACGUUUCGCAAAUACGUGGCCCUGGAUGGACGGCACACCAGCGCCUUCGGCUUCAGGCUCAACAACUCCUGGCAGAGCUGCCCCAACAACAACGUCAGAGACAUCACCUUCGACAACGUGCCCAUCACGUCUCGGGUCUUCUUUGGGGAGCCCGGCCCCUGGUUUAACAAGAUGCAGAUGGACGGGGACAAGACCACCAUCUUUCACGAUGUGGACGGCUCGAUCAGCGAAUACCCCGGAGCCUUCCUGGUCAAAGAGGACAACUGGCUCCUGCGCCACCCUGACUGCAUCGACGUGCCCGACUGGAGGGGCGCCAUCUGCAGCGGCCGCUACGCACAGAUUUACGUCCAGACACGUAAUCCUGCCAACCUGACUAUGCGUAUGGUGAAGGAUGAGUACCCUGACCGGCCGUUAACAUUAGAGGGCGCUUUAGGGAAGAGGAAACACUACCAGCAGUUCCAGCCAGUGGUCACCUUGGCCAAGAGCUAUACGAUCCACUGGGACCAGGUGUCGCCAGCCGAGGUCACGAUCUGGCUCAUCAAUUUCAACAAAAAUGACUGGAUCAAUGUGGGCAUCUGCUAUCCACAUGGAACCACCUUCACCAUCAUCUCGGACGUCCACAACCGACUGACCAAACAGACCCGCAAAACCGGCGUGUUCAUGAGGACAGCACAAAAGGAGAAGAUCACCCACUCCCACCUGACCAGAGGCUAUUACUACCUGGAGGAAGAUACUGGCUUGUUGUUUCUGAAGGUGAAAGCCCAUAACAACAGGGAGGAGUUCGCCUUCUGCUCCGUCAAGGGUUGCGAGAGGGUCAAGAUCACAGCGGUCAUCCCUAAAGGCAGUCCCCCAAGUGACUGUAUGGCACAGGCCUAUCCCAGACAUGCCGAGAUGCCCAUUGUAGAUGUACCCAUGCCAAGGAAGCUGCCCGAUGUCAAACCGCUCGCACAACACUUCCUGGAGGUCAGACUGGAGUCUUACAGCACACGAUUUUUCCACAUCAAGGAGGACUUCUCUUACACAGAGGUGAACAACAAGAAAUUGUACCAACCAGAAGACGGCGUGCAGCUGACCAUAGUCGAUGGGCAUGAUGGGAUGGUGGUGGAAAGCAAAAGUUUCAGGAACUCUAUACUCCGGGGCAUCCCAGCACAGAUAGACAGCUACGUCACUGGACUGAGAGAGGGGUCCAUUGUGAUGAUGACAUCUAAGGGCCGUCUGGUGACUAGAGGACCGUGGACCAAAGUCUUGGAAAGACUUGGUUCAGGAAAAAGUGUCAAACUUAAAGAUAAGAUGGUCUUUGUGGGCUUCAAAGGGUCAUUUGUUCCUGACUGGGUCCAUCUGGAGGUGGAUGAUGACAGGGCAAAAAUCCACCAAGUCCUGCCCAUCCCUGUCAUCCAGAAGACGAAGCUAUGAUACCUUGCCCUAACCACACACAGACACACAGACACGCACACGCACACACACACACACACACACACACACGCACACGGCACUGCCAGCACCACAGAGUCGAUUUCGGCCAAGCCAUUAGUCCAGGAUCAAGUGAUCUUCUCGGACAGGUGGUGAAAAUGUUCAGAUUUGGUGUACGUUUUCGGGAAGUCUUUAGCACAAGCCACCACUGCCCAACACGACCUCCACCUGUACGAGGCUCACCGGUCUGCGCUGACAGACGAGAGAGAGAAGACUGCAGGGUUUGGGUCGGCUAAUCAAAUGCAUGCAUAUCCGCCAACAAACACCCUCGCCGUUGCAGGUUUCUGUGUUUUGUGACACGUGUUGAAUGGUUGAACUGUACUGCUUGUUUGACUAAACUUGACUUUUAAAGAGGAAGAAAAAAAAGAAAAAAAAAGCGAAGAAACAUUCCUUCCGUCAUGUCCUGCCCAGUGGUGUGAACCUGCUCCGUUUCAUUCCCCACGGAAGUGCGUCCCUGCGCUCGGAGCCCUCGCCGACUUGAUGUUGUGAUGUUUCCUCCCAUAUUUGUUUCAUAUCCGUGUUUGUGUGUCAUCUGUUUGUGUUUGGAUUGUACCAGCAAGACGCCCAUCACAGAAACAAAAGACUGGCUAAUGAGAAAAAGAACAACAAAAAUCCCUUGAAUGUAAAAAGCAUAAGGCCAUUUUUUUUUUUUGAUUGUGCAAUUUACCCCUCUCCAAAAAUCAGAAAUAUUUCCUGAAAUCUGGCAAAAAAAGGAAACUUUCCCUUUGCCGAAAUAGCUGGUCUUUUUUCGGAGGUUGUAGCGGUUACUGUUUUCUAUGUUUAAUGUGUUUUUAAGAAUCCUCAGAUUGAUAACAGAGAUAUAUUUUAUACUUAUUUAUUGUACAAACACAAUUGUUCAAACUAUAGAAGGGACAUCUUUUGAGUUGUAUGUAUUGCUGUCAUACUGUAUGUAAAAACAAACAAACGUAUAGCUUCAUUUCCAAAUAAUUUUAACGCACACACACACACACACACUCACACACACGCGCACUCUGCAUACAAGUACAUGGUCCUUGGUUAAAAGUUGUUUCAACCAUACACCAAAUGGAUGUGUUGUAUAUGUGACUUUGGACUUGUAAAGUGAUGAAAUGCCAUGACUUCAUCUCUGAAGACUUUUGUACAGAAAUAAAUGACAAAUGAGUAAAAGAA
Messenger RNA from Lampris incognitus (smalleye Pacific opah), 5756 nucleotides. RefSeq names its product cell migration inducing hyaluronidase 1 (gene cemip). The coding region runs from base 441 to 4550 and encodes 1369 amino acids. The record is from RefSeq and is a predicted model, not a curated record. The transcript is spliced from 29 exons. NCBI's taxonomy places the organism in Eukaryota, Metazoa, Chordata, Actinopteri, Lampriformes, Lampridae.